Closterium sp. NIES-65 is the source of this 1428-nucleotide messenger RNA. NCBI's taxonomy places the organism in Eukaryota, Viridiplantae, Streptophyta, Zygnematophyceae, Desmidiales, Closteriaceae. The record is from the annotation of a GenBank genome assembly.
AUGGCCGCAGACCGAUGGGGUGGGGGAGACUUGGACGGAGGGGAGGACGCGUGGGGCCGCGGGGAGGCGGAGAGCGAGGGCGUGUGGGAGCGCGUGGUGUACCAGGCGGACGACAGGGGCGCGCUGGAGCGCCUCAUGAAGCGCAAGGGCGCGGCGGGUGGACGAAAUGCCGCGGGCCCGAAGCCUUUGAUUGGUGAACCACACGCCGCUGUCUCUGCACUUGGAGAGUCAGCAGCGGCAAACAGGGACGUGUCAGGAGUGAAAUUUGGGUGGCAGGGUUUGGCAGCAUCCAACGUGGCAGAGAAGGAAAGAGGUGACACGUGGCAGCGGGCCAAGUGGGGGCUGCGAUGGUUUGACUCGCCCACUGCCGAUGACUGGCGUGCCAUGCCAUGCCAUGCAUGCCCAUCUGCUAGCGUGCCAUGCCAUGCAUGCCCACCUGCUGUGCUAACAUGUUGUGUGCCCUGUGCUGCUCGCUGCCGUCCAAUACCCUCUCUUCCACAUGCCAUUCAUCCGUGCCAUAUCAUGCACACUCGCGCCCACGUCUGCCCAUCUAUUCGUCUGCCCAAGUCUGGCACGCCUUGUUACUUCCACGCCCGUGCUCCCUCUGCGGUGCAUCGUGUGUGCACGGCCGUCCCCUGCUGCCAGGAGGAUGGCUUCCCCGACGACCACGUGGACGCCCAAGCUGCACCCCAGGCUGCAGAUGCGACGAGGGAGGCUCAUGAUGCGGGAGAGGGGGAGGAGGCACGGGAGGCAGUGCAGGAGGGAGGGCGUGAGGGGGAGGGCGUUGAGGGGGAGUACAGCAGGCGCGUGGCGGAGGGGCUGCUGGCGCGCCUCUCCUUCAUGCCCUCCCCACACCCGCCGCCACCACUGCCACCGCUGCACCCACCAGCACUGGUGCCUGCCGCAUCGCCCCUACCUGCACCCAUGCCGGGGCGGGCGGCGGGCAAGGCUUCAGUGGGGCAUGCGAGGCAGGAGAUGCAGGGGCAGGCUUGGGCAGAAGGGCAGGGGCGCUCGCAGGGGGGAGAGAGGGAGGGCAGCAGGGGAGGAGGGGCGGUGGGAGGGUUGGCGCUGCAGCUGCUGCAGCUGACAGGCGCACCUCCGCCCCUGGCGCAUGGGGGAAAGGGGAGAGGCGGACAGUACCGAGGGAAGAAGGAGAAGGUGCGCGCCACAGCAGCCCCGGCGCCUACCAGCUCGCAGACAGUGCCAGCAGCGGCACCCGUGGUAUUGCAGCAGCAGCUCUCACAGCUGCACGCGUCUCAGCCACCGCAGGGGCACUCCACCCACCACUGCCAGCAGCAGUGUGAGCACGAGGUGCAGACUGAGGCAGUGCAACCGCCGUGUUACCAACCUCAAUCUCAGCAGCAGCAGCAGCAGCAGCAGCAGCAGCAGGAUUGUGUUAGGGGAGCUUUCGAUGGGCAGGUGCGGUAG